Messenger RNA from Rotaria sp. Silwood1, 906 nucleotides. The record is from the annotation of a GenBank genome assembly. Lineage: Eukaryota; Metazoa; Rotifera; Eurotatoria; Philodinida; Philodinidae.
AUGACGAUGACAACUUCAACGACUUCAACGACAACAACAACUUCAACAACAACUUCGACAACAACUUCAACAACAACGACUUCAACGACAAAAACUUCAACAACAACUUCAACAACAACUUCAACAACAACGACUUCAACGACAAAAACUUCAACAACAACUUCUACGACAACAACUACAACAACAGGCAUUCCUUGUACAACAAUAUGUACCUCAUAUGAAAUAUGCGAAUCAGGUGUAUGUGUUGGUAUUGGAUACCUUUCAUGCACUUUGACAUGGUCUCGGGAUGGAGAUGGAGAUCUUGUGCUUAAAACACCAAAUAAUAAUUUUAUUUACUGGAAUAAUCCAGGUCCAUCACCCAGUACGGAUCAAGGACAUCUUGACGUAGAUGAUAAAAUUGGAACAGGACCAGAAAAUAUCUUUUGGUCAAAUAGUAGUUCUGUUCCACCAACAGGCACGUAUUAUGUAUGUUUUGAACAAUAUAGUUUCAAUUCAUCUGCAUCUUUAUCAAAUCCAAUUAUAGCUACCGUUAAAGGACCAGGCGUUCAUCCUGUCAGCUAUAUGUCUGCUGUCGGUUUUAAAUAUACAGGUGAUGGAGACACAGCUCGUUGUAAAGAUUGUGAACUUGAAGUAUCCAACUGGACAUUAGAUAUGAAUCCAUUUACUAUUCAUUCAAAAAGUCAACCUAAUUGUCCAUUCAUACGUUCUAUGAUACCGAUUUCAUCAUUAAAUGUACUAGUGCCUAACAUGUUACCAACAAAUACUACUGAAAAUGCAUCUGUACCAGCUGUGGAAGAAAAUAUUUCUACUUUUCAAAAGAUAAAAACGAUGGACUUCGGAUCAGUAUCAAAUGCUAUACUGGAAGUCGAUUCACUUCGACAAGUGCGAAUACGUACUUUUUCUCAU